This is a messenger RNA of Cynara cardunculus var. scolymus (artichoke), 2970 nucleotides long. RefSeq names its product pentatricopeptide repeat-containing protein At5g16860. Bases 12 to 2579 code for a protein of 855 amino acids. Gene Ontology annotation, biological process: RNA modification. Gene Ontology annotation, molecular function: RNA binding; zinc ion binding; protein binding. The transcript is spliced from 2 exons. The record is from RefSeq and is a predicted model, not a curated record. Lineage: Eukaryota; Viridiplantae; Streptophyta; Magnoliopsida; Asterales; Asteraceae.
CCAAUCUUAGUAUGCGUGUACGUCAUGCUGUCACGAUCCCAAUGUUUCCCUUUAAACUGUUAGCUUUCAACUUCUCUUCCAUUGCCAACGAGCUACUCCAAAAAUGCAACUCUUUAAACAAAGUCAAGCUUCUACACCAACAACUGAUAGUGAAAGGCCUUACAACCUCAUACCCAACGGAAUUACCCAAACUCGUGGGCAUGUACGUCUCCUGCGAGGCCCCAUCACACGCCCUUGCUAUCCUCUCCUGCCUCCAUCCCUCGCCGUCGUGUGUGUUCUGGUGGAACUCUCUUAUUCGACGUGCAGUGCGUCUCCAUUUACCUCACCAAGCUCUCGAGCUUUAUCACAAUAUGCAAUCCCUUGGUUGGCGUCCUGAUGGGUACACAUUUCCUUUUCUUCUCAAGGCCUGUGGAGAGCUCCCGUCGUUCCGUCAUGGUGCUUCAUUGCAUGGAGUAGUUUGUAUUCUUGGGUAUGUAAAUAAUGUGUUUGUGGGAAAUUCGUUGGUGGCGAUGUAUAGUCGUUGUGGUGAUUUGGAUGGUGCCCGUCAAGUGUUUGACGAAAUGAUUCAUAGUGGGAUCGCCGAUAUCAUCUCGUGGAACUCAAUUGUUGCAGCUUAUAUGCAGAGUGGUGACUCAAAAAAGGCGGUGCAAAUGUUUUAUCGGAUGACAACCUAUGGAGAACGCGAAAGUCGGCUUUGCCCUGAUGCCGUUAGCCUUGUUAACAUCCUUCCUGCUUUUGCUUCUGUUCUUGCAUCUCUGCAAGGCAAGGAGGCUCAUGCUUACGCUUUGAGAACUCAGCUCAUUGAGGAUUUAUUCGUGGGUAAUGCCAUAGUCGACAUGUAUGCCAAAUGUGGAUUGAUGGAUGAUGCCCACAAAGUGUUCGUUCAAAUGCAAGUAAAGGAUGUGGUUUCUUGGAAUGCAAUGGUUACCGGAUACUCCCAGAUAGGUCGAUUUGAAGAUGCUCUUGCCCUGUUCCAAAACAUGCGACAAGAAAAGAUUGAGUUAAAUGUAGUGACUUGGAGUGCUGUAAUUGCUGGUUAUGCUCAAAGAGGCYAUGGAUAUGAAGCUCUUGAUGUUUUCCGGAAAAUGCUYGUUUCUGGCUCCGAACCAAAUGUUAUCACUCUAGUUUCUCUUCUGUCGGGCUGCGCUUGUGUGGCAACAUUGCUUCAAGGAAAAGAGAUUCAUUGUUAUGCCAUAAAACAAAUUUUGAACAUAAAGAGCAAUGACCUUGGAGAUGAGCAAAUGGUAAUCAAUUCUCUGAUYGAUAUGUAUGCCAAGUGCAAAGCCGUUGAUCUUGCAUACAAGAUUUUCGAUUCUGUUGCCCAAUUUAAUAGAAAUGUGAUCACCUGGACUGUCAUGAUCGGUGGGUAUUCUCAGCAUGGUGAAGCCAAUGAUGCAUUAGAACUAUUUUCCGAGAUGCUUAAACAAAACGAUUACAAAYMCACGAUGCCAAACGCCUUUACGAUAUCUUGCGYCCUAAUGGCCUGCGCUCGUCUUGCUGCUCUAAGACUUGGUAGGCAAAUUCAUGCUUAUGUUAUUCGCAAYAGAUAUGAAUCCGAUGUGUUAUUUGUUGACAACUGCCUCAUUGACAUGUACGUUAAAUCUGGUGAUCUUGAUGYGKCUCGUAUUGUAUUCGAUAAYAUGAAACAAACAAAUGUUGUCUCGUGGACGUCCCUCAUGACUGGGUAUGGAAUGCACGGUCGUGGUGUAGAGGCUCUUCAACUGUUUAAYGAGAUGAGAAACUYAGGUCUYCUAAUUGACGGUGUUACUUUUGUUGUCGUGCUCUACGCUUGUAGCCACUCAGGUUUGGUUGACCAGGGAUUGAACUACUUCGACGCCAUGACUAGCGAGUAUGGAAUUGUUCCUGGGGUCGAACACUACGCCUGUAUGGUUGAUCUUUUGGGUCGUGCUGGCCAUUUAGAGAAAGCCAUGGAGCUCAUCAGAGGGAUGCCUAUGGAACCCAGCCCGAUAGUGUGGGUGGCACUACUUGGUUCGUGUAGGGUUCAUACGAACGUAGAAUUAGGAGAAUACGCUUCUCGGAAGUUAUUAGAAAUCGGGUGUGAAAACGACGGAACAUAUACGCUUCUUUCCAACAUAUACGCGAAUGCGAGUCGCUGGAAAGAUGUUGCCAGGAUUCGGUAUUCGAUGAAAGAUUCGGGGAUCAACAAGAGACCCGGUUGCAGUUGGGUUCAAGGGAAGAUGGGCACUGCAACGUUCUAUGUUGGGGACAAAACGCACCCUCUCUCCGAAGAGAUAUAURUGACCCUUGCAGACCUCAUUCAUAGGAUUAAAGCCAUUGGCUACGUUCCUGAUACGAGUUUCGCUCUUCAUGAUGUUGACGAUGAGGAGAAAGGCGAUCUUCUAGUCGAACAUAGCGAGAAGCUCGCACUGGCUUAUGGGAUYCUAACGACAGCUCCUGGUGCCGUGAUCAGGAUCACGAAAAACUUGCGGGUUUGUGGGGACUGUCACACUGCAAUCAUCUACAUCUCCAAGAUCAUCGAACAUGAGAUAAUAUUGAGGGAUUCGAGUCGUUUUCAUCAUUUUAAGGAUGGAUGCUGCUCCUGCAAGGGUUAUUGGUGAAGAUUAUUCAAGUGUAGGUAUGAUAUUAUUUGGCUCUAAAGCACGAGGUAAAGAAGCUACGACCUGGUUCCAUUAAGAGGCAACCUUGAAAUCGCUAAGAGGCAAAUCAUGUUUGGCAACUAACACCUACCUCUUAAUGGUUCUAAAAACCUCUGAGCGUUUUUGUAUCUAGAUUCUAGAGUAUCCUCAAACCAUUCGGGACCCCUAUAUUUUCCAUGAGUGCCCCUUGUUCUCUUACGACCUCUGCUGCUGCCCUCUGAAGUCACCCCUGUUCUCUUACGAUCUGCUCUCUCCAAAUUGAAUCUGCAUUGUUGUUAAGGUCCAUGACCAUACGAUUCAGAGGCGCAUCUUUCCACAAUUACCCUCGUCUCGUCUACUUUGUUUGUAUUCU